UACAAAGUGAGGGUUUCUGGUGCAGAACCAGCCAGCUCAGUAGCAGCUUGAAGCGCAUCGCGGGCGGUAGCGGAGCAAUGGCCAUGGACGACUACGACGAUGACAUGAGCAGCGUGGGCGUGACCACGGCCCGAAUUGAAAACCAGCACCAGCAGCACCACCACCAGCAGGGUCAGCAUGGACACCACCAACAGGGCCAGGGUCAAAGCCAGUACAGCGCAGGGGUGGUCAAAGUGGGCGGAUGGCGAUACGAGGACGCCAGUCGCUACAUCGGCGAGUGGAACCAGCGUGGCCAAAAGCACGGCAUCGGGCAUCUGCAGUUCGCCGAUGGCACCCGCUACGAUGGCCAGUUCCAGGAGGGUCUUAGUCAAGGAGUGGGCUGCCUCUGGUUCGCGGAUGGAGCAAAAUACGAAGGCGAGUUUCAUCAGGGCUGGUUCCAUGGUAAUGGGAUCUUCUGGAGAGCCGAUGGAAUGAAGUACGAAGGCGAGUUUCGAGGCGGCAAGAUCUGGGGCCUGGGAUUGCUGACGUUCCAGGACUUCACGCACGGCUUUCCCAGAAACGAGGGAUUCUUUCAAGACUGCCGCUUUAUGAGACGACGUCGAUGUCCCGAGGUGGUGCAGCGUGCCCAAAAGUGCGCUCUUAUGGCCCGUUCCCAGUGCGAACACCCAUACUGAACAGACACUUCAGAUUGGUUACCAAAAAAAACAAAUUUUAGUAACCGACUGUAAGUGUCUCAGUCAUAAAACAGAAAAUGUUGUCUUUAAGAAAAGAAAUAAGCAUUUCUUUCCUAACUUCUUAAACUUUAAUACAUUUGCGCAAAAACGUUUGUAAAUGUAUCUAAGUAAUAUAAAAUGCAUACAA
Drosophila mauritiana is the source of this 861-nucleotide messenger RNA. RefSeq names its product MORN repeat-containing protein 4 homolog (gene rtp). Bases 78 to 674 code for a protein of 198 amino acids. Lineage: Eukaryota; Metazoa; Arthropoda; Insecta; Diptera; Drosophilidae. The transcript is spliced from 3 exons. The record is from RefSeq and is a predicted model, not a curated record.